Messenger RNA from Capsella rubella, 1293 nucleotides. RefSeq names its product putative F-box/FBD/LRR-repeat protein At1g22000. The transcript is spliced from 3 exons. The coding region runs from base 58 to 1293 and encodes 411 amino acids. The record is from RefSeq and is a predicted model, not a curated record. Lineage: Eukaryota; Viridiplantae; Streptophyta; Magnoliopsida; Brassicales; Brassicaceae.
GACGAUAUACUUGUGCAAAUAUUAUUGCUUGUCCCAACAAAAGAUGCAGUGGCUACUAUGAUAUUGUCGAAACGGUGGUUGUCUAUAUGGACGAUGAUUCCAACACUCGUUUAUAAAGACAGCAACGACAUCAACGAUGGUGAACAGAAAAGUGUUUGGCAGUUUCUUGAUAAGUCACUGAAACAACACAAGGCACCUGUAUUAGAAAGAAUUGUCGUACAACUCGGUCAACAAUGUCCUGUUGAUGAAGAUGUCGGAAAGUGGAUAGCGAAUGCGAUAGAUCGCAAAGUCCGCAUUCUAAGUUUCGAGCUCAAUUGGUCUGCAAAGCCAAUCAAGGUGCCUACGAGACUUUACACAUGCGACACUCUCGUUCGUUUGAAUCUUACCAACAAGAUUUUAGUGGAUGUUGCUUCUCCGGCUUGUCUCCCAUCCCUUACUUGGCUUUCUCUUAACUCUGUUGUUUAUGAAGACGAAGAUUCUCUUGUCGGACUUUUAUCAAGUUGUCCUAUUCUCAAGAUUUUAGUUGUGAGACGACAUAUAGAAGACAACGUGACAAAUUUCAAAGUGAAAGUAUCUUCUUUAGAGUCCCUAACGUAUGAUAAUUUAAAUGCGUAUGGUAGAGCAGAUAUUAAGGGGUCCUUGGUUAUUGAUUCACCUGCUCUAAAGAAAAUCUCCAUCUGGGAUUCUAUGAGAGAGUCUUGCUCGAUUGAAAACACACCUCUCCUUAGUAAAGCAUGUAUACUAGUUAUGUGUUACUCAGGUGACAAGUUUAUGCUCUCCUCGCUCAUAUCUUUGGAUAUAUUUAUGACCGUACCAACGGUCAAGUUUUGUACAACAACUAAUUUCUCUCAGCUUGUAGAGUGUAGGAUACAACCAUAUGAUUGUGACUGGUUGGAACCACUUAUGGCUUUACUUCAAAAUUCUCCAAAACUAAAACUGCUACUUAUCGACCAGAGCCUCAGUAUGAUUAAGGAUUGGCCACUUUCUUGGAACCGUCCGUGUUCUGUUCCAACAUGCAUGUUGAGUCAUCUCGAAAUCUUUGAAUGGAAAGAAUAUGGAGGAGGAGGGGAAGAGAAGGAACUCGUGAGAUACAUCCUGGGAAAUUCUAAGUAUUUAAAAAUAGUUUCAAUCUCUGUAAACUCAACUUGUAAUCUUGAAGACAAAGAGAAGAUGAUUGACGAGUUAAAAUCUAUGCCGAUGAUGUCACAAUCUUCUGAUCUUAUGUUCAAAACUAGAAUUCUGCAAGAUAACUAUGAUGUACAAAUCUUUGACUUUAUAUCCAUUGUAAUAUGA